UCAACAUCUCGCGGUUGCCUACCAGACUUGCUAGACAUUUCUUAUCAGUGAAUGAGAUUCUUAUCGGAAGAAGUUCACUGAAGCGGAGAAAAGUAGUUUCUCGGUUCCAUUGGAAAGUGCGGUUUCUGAAGAUAAUUGUGCUUGAAAAUGUCGAUCUAUAAAGAUUUACCAGAGGAGCAUCCGCGAAAAUUGAUUCCAGAAUUGUGUAGGCAAUUUUACCAUCUUGGAUGGGUGACUGGCACAGGUGGCGGGAUCAGUAUAAAGUUGGACAAUGAAAUUUACAUAGCACCGUCCGGAGUCCAAAAGGAGCGUAUUCAACCAGAGGACUUGUUCGUCCAGAAUAUCGAAGGCGAUGACCUUCAAUUCCCUCCAGAGUAUAAAAAGCUAACUAAAAGUCAAUGCACACCCUUGUUUUUACUGGCAUAUCGUCACCGAGGCGCUGGCGCUGUGAUCCAUACUCAUUCCCAACAUGCUGUGAUGGCCACUUUAUUAUGGUCAGGGGAUGAGUUUCGCUGCACACAUUUAGAGAUGAUUAAGGGUAUUUUUGAUCAAGAACGAAACGCAUAUCUUCGCUACGACGAGGAACUGGUUGUGCCCAUAAUCGAGAACACUCCUUUUGAAAAAGACUUGACAGAGGACAUGUAUAGCACAAUGAUGAAAUAUCCAGGAACUAGUGCAAUUCUAGUUCGUCGUCAUGGUCUCUACGUUUGGGGAAGCACUUGGCAAAAAGCAAAAACAAUGGCCGAAUGUUACGAUUACUUGUUUUCGGUAGCGGUGGAAAUGAAAAAGUGUGGACUGGACCCAACAGCUAAACCCGUUUAGAAAGUCACUGCUUUGGCUGACUCCUGUCCAAGCGAACUUACCUAAGAGUGAUUAACC
Molecule: messenger RNA, 879 nt
Organism: Hermetia illucens (black soldier fly)
Lineage: Eukaryota; Metazoa; Arthropoda; Insecta; Diptera; Stratiomyidae
Product: probable methylthioribulose-1-phosphate dehydratase
Exons: 6
Coding region: 148-822 (224 amino acids)
Cellular component (GO): cytoplasm
Molecular function (GO): methylthioribulose 1-phosphate dehydratase activity; metal ion binding
Source: RefSeq, a predicted model, not a curated record